AUGGAAGAAGAAAUAGACGUAGACACUAUAAAGGCAACGCAAUUAUCCCUGGGAAGAUUUGUAAAACGACCUCCCCUAACCGAAAAAUUAUUAAGGAAACCACCAUUUAGGUUUUUACAUGAUAUCAUAACUGCGGUACUGAAAAGCACUGGAUUUUUCGAAGGACUUUUUGAGGCGGAAGAAUUAACAUCUGAUAAUGUAAAAGAUAGAGAAAGUAAAAUUAAUUUUCUGAAUAAGGUGAUAACAGUGUUAGGUCUUGCCACUGGGAAAACAUUGGCAGUAAAACCUUCAAAAAUAAUUGCUGGCCAAGAACCAGCAAAAACUAAUGAAUUACUUCAAUGUCUUGGCCAAGCUUUAGAAAAAAAAAUAUCGUCACAUGAAGCUGUAAAAAAAUUCAAAGAAAAUUUUAAGUCUCAACCUUUACAUGAUAAAAAAAAUAAAGAUGCUGUAAAAGGUCUUAAGAAAAAUCAAGAUAUCAAAAGAAAUGCUGAAGAAACAAAAGGUGCUGAUAGAUUACCCACUAGUAAAAAUGAAAAGACAAGUUCCAAGUUACAAGUAAAGGAUGCCACAAAAAUUAAGGAUAAUAGUCCACCUAAAAAGAUUCUUAGUACAACAAAUGUGAAGGAAAGUCUGAGUAAAAAUCAACGAAACCCACAGAAAUCUCAAUUGAAUGGAAAAAUUAAGCAGAAGACUUUAUCAAAUAUGUCUCACAGUAAUGAUUUAAAGGAAAAAAACGAAAAACCUAAAAAUGUAGAUAGCUCUACUACUGUGAAUAUUGAAAUAAAUGAAGAAAAUUAUACUGAAGCCCUUGUAAAUGAUGAGGAAAUGUCGCAGGUACAAAAAACUAACAGUGAACAUGAUGAGAAAAUUGAUUUUGUGGAGGAUGUGGAACUCAAAACUACUUUAUCUGAAAACCCCAUUUUAGAAAAUAUGGAUGUCGAAAAAAAUAAUGAGCAGAAUCAAUAUAAAGGUCUUGAGAAUAUUUCAGUUGACCCAGAAAAAGGUAAAAUCACUGAAAGAAAAGUAAUUAAUACUGAUAAUACAAAUCAAAAGAAUCAUGAGAUUUCAAAUCCAUCAAGUACAAUGUCUUUGGAAUUAAAUAAUACAAAAAUAGUUGAAAAAAGACCUCAAAGUGUAAGGCCACCCUCGUCUAGACCAGGUGCACCAAGAGUUAAAGAUAAACAUGACUCUGGAAACCAUGAAACUCUCAUUGUACAUAAAGUAAACAUAAUAUCCGAAAACACAGUAACAGAAGAGGAAGAAGACAGCAGUAUAGUGAUUGUGGAUAAUCAAGUAGAUUCCUUGCUACAAAAUGAAGAAAAAAUGAAUUUGUCUUCAGAUCUGCAUGGUCAUUUAGUGCAACAAAUAUUAGAUUCUCAAAAAGAGUUUUCACAAGUUACAGGGAAGACUGAAAUUGAAUGGCAAUUUGGAGUGCAAAAGGCUAGAGACGUUGUGAACCAAGAAAUCGAACAAAUGAGGUUCAAUGUGCAAGCUCUGUCGCGUAUUAGUAAUCCUCUCGGGAAGUUGAUCGAUCACAUUCAAGAAGAUGUCGAAGUAAUGCGCCAGGAGCUACAAGAGUGGACAAGGAAAUAUGAAGAAACUGCUGAAGAGCUGUCCAAGCAGAAAAUCGCUCACGCAGGAUUUCUACACCCGCUUCAAGCAAAAAUAAAGCAACUGGAUGCAGAUAUUGAAGACAAACUGGACAAAAUUAAUGAUCUCAGGAUUGCAGUUUUUAAGAAUUAUUAUAGAAUCGAAAAACUGCUGGCAAGUGAGAAUGUGCAA
This is a messenger RNA of Iphiclides podalirius (scarce swallowtail), 1782 nucleotides long. Lineage: Eukaryota; Metazoa; Arthropoda; Insecta; Lepidoptera; Papilionidae. The record is from the annotation of a GenBank genome assembly.